This is a messenger RNA of Jaculus jaculus (lesser Egyptian jerboa), 552 nucleotides long. RefSeq names its product kelch-like protein 5. Gene Ontology annotation, molecular function: protein binding. The transcript is spliced from 2 exons. Lineage: Eukaryota; Metazoa; Chordata; Mammalia; Rodentia; Dipodidae. The record is from RefSeq and is a predicted model, not a curated record.
AUGAAGGCUCUCCAUAAAAAUAUUUGGAGACCUGUAGCAAACAUAAAUGGGAGGAGGUGUUAGAGUGUCAUGUGAUAAAUGUUACAUGGUUGGAAGGAGAGACUGAUGACUUUGAAUACCAUGGAGUGCUACAACCCCCAAACAAAAACCAUGCAUAGACAUGUCCUUGUCAUGGCUGUAUUAUCAGGCCCCAUGUAUGCAGUAAGAGGCUAUAAAGGCUGGAGGUAUCUUAAUGCAGUGGAGAGAUGGGACCCUUAUGUUUGCCAGUGGAAUUUUGUUGCCCCUAUAUCCACCCCCAGGAGCACAGUAGGUGUGGCAGUACUGAGUGAAAAACUUUAUGUACUUGGUGGUCAUUAUGGGAUUUCUUAUCUCAAACCAGUAGAAUGCUUUGAUCCUCAUUUUACGAAUUGGGCACUGUGUGCACAGAUAGAUGUCAAAAGGAAAGGUGGCAUGGAAGUAACAACCAGGAAUGGAUUGCUGUAUGAUAUUGGAAGACAUGAUGCUUGUGCAUCCAAAAUGACUUCCAGACUCUCAGACUGUGUGGAAAGAUAG